Caenorhabditis bovis is the source of this 708-nucleotide messenger RNA. Lineage: Eukaryota; Metazoa; Nematoda; Chromadorea; Rhabditida; Rhabditidae. The record is from the annotation of a GenBank genome assembly.
AUGUAUUCGAGUCAAAGUCCUUAUGAAAGCCUAGUGGAUCUUGCAGUUUCAUCAGCAAUGACAAAUUGCAAAUCGAUGACGACCGAGCAGCUUUCAGCUAUGCUCGACGAUGACGCUCUUCUGGAUUCAUUUAUUGAUUCACUACCACAGAUUCGAUCAAUGCCGACUGAUAAAGAGUCGGCGUUGGCUUCGAAUAAAUCGCUAGCCGAAUGGAAUUUGGCCCAGCAGCCGAGAAUCGAGCAAGCUAAAGCACAAACUUUGACGCUUUUGGAUCAAGCUCAGAAGCUGAAAACUGAAGUGACCGCUUUAAAAGAGCAGCUGGACAAUGUGUCUUCGUCGAAAACUUUGGAUGUCACCUCGAAUUUGAUGCAAGUUGCUGCUCAGGAGGCUGACGAUGAUGCUGAAGCUAUUAUGAAGCAGUUUCAAGACGGAGAGAUUCCUGCCGAUCUGUUUUUGAAGCAGUUUAAGGAGAAAAAGACGCUAGCCCAUUUAAGAAAAAUCAAAUCCGAUCGAUUGGUUGCCCUUUUAAGGGAACAACAAUACGGGACCAUUAAUCAACCUUCACGUGCAAUGCCUGUUCCCGCCCCGACGCCCGCCUAUCCAACGAAUAAUAUGAUGCCGACGUUCACUGGUUCAAAUUUCGGAUCAGGAUAUUCAAAUUAUCCUGGAUUCGGCAAUCCGCCGCAAUCUAAACAUCCAUUCUUCUAA